AUGUCGUCGUACGCGGCUCCAAGGAAGAGGCUAACCAUCACGACCAAAAACGCGAAUGAAGACAAGGAAUCUACAUGGUUGAGACUUCUUGCGGGUCUCCUGUUCGUGGCAGGAUGUUCUUGUUAUGUGGCCGGAACCGUCAUGAACCUUCCACAAAUUGGUGCAUCCUCGGAUGCUUGGAUGUACAACGCAAUUGGGGCUGGUAUAUUCAUUCUUUGCGGUUUGGUCGAAUACUGCAACUACAUGGGAGGUUUUCACAUAUUCUUGAUAUUUGCCGGUAUUUUUGGUCUCACUGCUGAAGUUCUAGAUGGACAGCAGAGUCAAAUCAGUGUGUAUUGCAACUUUUUGGCCAAUCACAUGUACUUUUGUGAGGCCGUCAAGGUGUACUAUGCUCACUCGGGGGAUAAAUAUUUCAUGGAAAUUGCAAGCAAAUACAUUAUGAUUGAGACUCUCCACUUUGCUGAUAUGUUGUUCGUCCUGGGUACUAUUAUUGAUAUGGUCCUCGCAUGGAUAUAUCUUUUCACUGGCUCUCCAGCUGGCAGUAGCGCACCUGGGGCGGGCGAUGGUGGGGGGUCCGGAAAUAAUAGUCUCAAUCUACUCCGAACCGAUACCCAAAAGAUUGUGGAAGUGGUCAGCGCUAGUUUUUGGUUCACGUGUUCCGUUCUCACUCUGAUAGUCUACCUCCGAAUGGCCAAAAUACAAGGGUCGUUUGGUGACGACGAAGAGGAUGAGGAGGAGAAAAAGUCUCUCACAAAUCUAUCUACACGUGUCUGA
Molecule: messenger RNA, 774 nt
Organism: Cylindrotheca closterium
Lineage: Eukaryota; Bacillariophyta; Bacillariophyceae; Bacillariales; Bacillariaceae
Source: the annotation of a GenBank genome assembly